UUGGAUUGGAGAUUGAUGGACUUUAUACGUAUAAAAUACGCUUUACGAUUGGCCGUAUUUCUGCGUAUAAGGUGUUAUUUGAGCCGUUCAUAUCCAAGCUUUAUAUAUUCUCACCGAGUUUAUUUGCAGCUCUUGUCAUCAAUCUUCAAGCUUCUGCCUGGGCCCUGGGCGUCUUCUUCUCCUAAAGAAAGGAAAAUGUUUGACAAAGACUUCUUCACUGAAUAUGGCGAAGCGAGCCAAUAUGGGAUAAAGGAAGUAGUUGGUAAAGGAAGCUAUGGCGUGGUUGCAUCUGCAAUAGAUACUCAUACCGGAGAGAAGGUGGCUAUUAAGAAGAUGGCCAAUAUCUUUGAGCACACCUCUGAUGCAAUACGCAUCCUUAGAGAAAUCAAACUCCUACGGCUGCUGCGACACCCGGAUAUCGUUCAAAUUAAGCACAUAAUGCUUCCUCCAUGUCGACGAGAAUUUAAAGAUAUAUUUGUUGUUUUUGAGUUGAUGGAAUCUGAUCUUCACCACGUUAUAAAGAUUAACAAUAAUCUAACCCCUGAACAUCAUCAAUUUUUCUUGUACCAGCUUCUUCGGGGCCUAAAAUACAUUCACACAGCACAUGUUUUCCAUAGAGAUUUAAAGCCAAAAAAUAUACUUGCUAAUGCGGACUGCAAACUGAAGCUUUGUGACUUUGGACUUGCUCGGGUAUCAUUUACUGAUGUACCUUCAGCUAUUUUUUGGACUGAUUAUGUUGCAACUCGAUGGUAUCGGGCUCCUGAGCUGUGCGGUUCAUUUUUCUCAAAUUACACCCCUGCUGUUGAUAUUUGGAGUGUAGGAUGCAUAUUUGCCGAGUUGCUUACCGGAAAACCCUUGUUUCCUGGGAGGAAUGUGGUGGAUCAAUUGGAACUUGUGACCGAUUUGCUCGGCACUCCCUCUGAGGAAACAAUUGCAAGGAUUCAAAAUGAAAAAGCUAGAAAGUAUUUGAAUAGCAUGAGAAAAAAGAAACCCAUUCCUUUCUCAGAAAAAUUCCCAACUGUUGAACCAUUGGCCCUUAAUUUGCUUGAGCGUCUCAUCGCAUUUGAUCCUAAUGAUCGACCUUCUGCUGAAGAGGCACUAGCUGAUCCGUACUUCGAAGGAUUGGCAAAUUUGGACAACGAACCAUCCAUGGAACCCAUUUCAAAACUUGAGUUCGAAUUUGAAAGAAGGAAGCUGUCGGAAGAUGAUGUCCGAGAGCUAAUUUACAGAGAGAUAUUAGAGUACCAUCCACAGAUGCUUCAGGAGCACCUUCAAGGCAAAGAUCACAUUGGCUUCAUGUAUCCAAGCGGCGUUGAUCAGUUUAAGCAACAAUUUGCUUGUCUCGAGGAAUGCGGCACAAAUGAAGACAACAUCCUCCUCCAUAGGAAAUAUACAUCUUUGCCUAGAGAACGAGUCUGCGGUGAUGAUAUCGAUCCCACUGAUGAACCGAAAAAGCGUACCGCAGCGUCUGCUUCUCGUGCAACUUCUCAAAGCCCUAUAAAAUUGCAAGGAUCGGGGGAACUGGGAUAUGGUACUACGGAAGCCUCCGGCAAACCUACUUCAAGCACCCGGUCUCGCCUGUCUAAAAGUGAUAGCAUCAGUGCUUCAAGGUGUGUGGGCGUUGCUCGAAAAUCUUGUGAGGUGCACAGUGAGCUGCAGAAAGCUAUAGCUUAAGCAUCUGUGUUCGACUCCGGUGCAUUGUUUUCGUUCGAUCGGUCUGCGAACUUCUAUUUCCUUUGGAGAUGCUACUAAUUCUGCCUUCGGGUUGCCAUAAAAUUGGUUUUCCUACUGAUGUAGCUCGUAGCUGUUAUUUUAUGAUUCUUCAGAUGUACCUGUUUACCGUUU
Hibiscus syriacus is the source of this 1845-nucleotide messenger RNA. Its product is annotated as mitogen-activated protein kinase 17-like. The transcript has 11 exons. Gene Ontology annotation, biological process: protein phosphorylation; intracellular signal transduction. Gene Ontology annotation, cellular component: cytoplasm; nucleus. NCBI's taxonomy places the organism in Eukaryota, Viridiplantae, Streptophyta, Magnoliopsida, Malvales, Malvaceae. Gene Ontology annotation, molecular function: MAP kinase activity; ATP binding. The coding region runs from base 16 to 1674 and encodes 552 amino acids. The record is from RefSeq and is a predicted model, not a curated record.